Molecule: messenger RNA, 703 nt
Organism: Drosophila willistoni
Lineage: Eukaryota; Metazoa; Arthropoda; Insecta; Diptera; Drosophilidae
Gene: RpS27
Product: 40S ribosomal protein S27
Exons: 3
Coding region: 70-324 (84 amino acids)
Biological process (GO): ribosomal small subunit assembly; translation
Cellular component (GO): cytosolic small ribosomal subunit; ribosome
Molecular function (GO): structural constituent of ribosome; RNA binding
Source: RefSeq, a predicted model, not a curated record
AUUAAGUUAAGUUGGCUGCAAUUCGGCUUGGCUAACUUCCUUUUCCGUGUUAGCUGUGAAAGAAAAAACAUGCCGCUAGCAAAAGAUUUACUGCACCCUCUGCCCGCUGAGGAGAAGCGCAAGCACAAGCUGAAGCGUUUGGUCCAGCACCCCAACUCUUACUUCAUGGAUGUGAAGUGCCCUGGUUGCUAUCGUAUCACAACCGUGUUCAGUCAUGCACAGGGCGUUGUGGUCUGUGCUGGUUGCGCCACCAUUCUGUGCCAGCCUACUGGAGGACGCGCCAAGCUGACAGAAGGCUGCUCGUUCCGUAGGAAGCCACAGUAAUUGAAGAAAUUGUAACGUGUGACGCCUAUUGAUGAACCACAAAUUAUUAAUUUUUUAAUAAAAACUUAUAAAAACGAAAAGAAAUCCCACAAAAUCCAUCCAAAUCUUUCAUUUCGCAAAAAAUGGUUAGUUUGGACUAAAACGGAUCUUUUUGGGGAUCGACGGCCAGCGUUAAUAAACAUCAUGAACCUGCAGUCGGGAACACUAAUAAUUUUUUAUAUUAAGUAGUUUUUAACAAACAAAACAAACACAUGUUUGGUUCUAUCCACUCUGUGGCUGUAAAAUAGAAACAAAGCCUUGUAAUAUUCACAAAUCUGGCAUUUCUUGGCUUUAUUUUGUGUUUUUGAUUAAAGAAUUAACGAUUUUGUGGUUUAGUAAA